Messenger RNA from Schistocerca piceifrons (Central American locust), 1201 nucleotides. RefSeq lists its product as uncharacterized. The coding region runs from base 169 to 912 and encodes 247 amino acids. The transcript is spliced from 7 exons. The record is from RefSeq and is a predicted model, not a curated record. NCBI's taxonomy places the organism in Eukaryota, Metazoa, Arthropoda, Insecta, Orthoptera, Acrididae.
CCAUUCACAAUAUAUUUGCUCUCUUCCUUUAUACCUGAUGUUUUCCAAAUGGAAGGCCUGAAAAAGAGGUUUUGAAAUUCUGCAACAACAUAGAAUGUUACAUCCCAGAUUUGUGGCACAGGAUUGACAGCUGGAGAGUCCCGUUACAAAGGAAAAUCAGAUGCAAUUAUGGGAACACCAAAUUACAGGGGGUCUGUUUCAGAGAUUACUGAAAAUGCUUGUAAAGAUGCAGAAAUAUAUAAGAAGUGUGAAGUUGAUGGUGUAUUGAUUGAAAAUAUGCAUGAUGUCCCAUAUGUUCAACCAAGAGAUAUGGAACCAGAAACAGUUUCUUUACUGUCAUGUAUCAGCAUGCAGAUUAGAAAUAUUCUGCCACCAACCAUACAGUGUGGAGUACAGGUACUGGCUGGAGGAAACAAAGAAGCCAUAGCCAUCAGCCUUGCUGCUGGGUUACAAUUCAUCCGAGCUGAAGGAUUUGUCUUCAGCCAUAUAGCUGAUGAAGGGUUUACAGAUGCCAGUGCUGGCACACUGCUCAGAUACCGCAAAAAGCUUUCAGCAGAUCAAGUUUUGAUAUUUGCAGACGUGAAGAAGAAGCACAGUGCUCAUGCCAUAACAGCAGAUAUAAGUCUUGAUGAGACUAUUAAAGCAGCAGAAUUUUUCAUGUCUGAUGGUGUCAUCAUAACAGGUUCUGCUACUGGAGAACCAGUUGAUGAUGAUCACUUUAAAGCUGCAAAGCAGUCGGCAAAAGGCCCAGUAUUAAUUGGCUCUGGAGUAACAGAUGAAAAUGUUAAGAAAUAUAUGACCUCUGAUGGAUUGAUUGUUGGUUCACAUUUCAAGAAAGACGGAAGGUGGCAGAAUGCUGUUGAUCCAGAACGAGUGCAAAGAUUCAUGGAGAAAAUAAAGCAGUACCAAUGAUGACUACACUAUUAUAAAAAGAGCUGUCUCAUCAUCACUGAACAUUAUAUUUACAUGUGAAUACUGAAGUUCCUUUUUUAUGUGACCAAACCUACUGACCCUAGUAGACAUAGGAUUUACAGCUGUCUGUCUGAGCUUUUACAUCAAUUUGGAAAGAUUUAAUAAGUGGAAACUCUCUUAUCAAUUGGUGCUAUAAAAAUGGCUGACAAGCAGAAAGCAACAUAGAUGGAAAUUUAAAAUGGUUGACACAUAAUACAAAUACAAUUAAAACACAAGCUUUGAAAGAUCA